This is a messenger RNA of Mercenaria mercenaria, 2064 nucleotides long. RefSeq lists its product as uncharacterized. Gene Ontology annotation, biological process: mannosyl-inositol phosphorylceramide biosynthetic process. NCBI's taxonomy places the organism in Eukaryota, Metazoa, Mollusca, Bivalvia, Venerida, Veneridae. The coding region runs from base 92 to 1258 and encodes 388 amino acids. Gene Ontology annotation, molecular function: mannosyltransferase activity. The record is from RefSeq and is a predicted model, not a curated record. The transcript is spliced from 2 exons.
AUGAAAGAUGUAACACGUUGCGACUUUUUUUAUGUUACGGCAAGACGUUAUGGGAAUUUGAAAACUUAAAUAGAUACAUUCGAUACUUGUAAUGAGACAGCAGAGAUCCUCUUUGUUUAUCUGGAUAUGUGCAAGUUUUUUAGCACAAACAGUUCUGAUAUUAUACUUUUAUGAGGUCCCAAGAUCAUGUGAAUGUGGACUAAAAAACGCUCUUCACACAAGAGAUAUUCCGUCAAAAACAGAAAAUAAAACGGACAGCAUGAUAGAAACCUCUGGUAAGGACCGCAGGAAUACGGUGGAUUUCUCUUCCAUAAUGUAUUUGGAGCCACUCGUAGAAGAAACAUUUCUGACAAUACCAUCCACGAGUCCCCGUAUACCGCACAUUAUUCAUCAGGCCUAUAACAGUGAGCGUAUACCAGUUGUAUACGGACAAUAUGUUAAGUCAAUAGCGGAAAUGAAUCCAAAUUGGACAUAUUAUUUUUGGACAGAUGAAUCAUCGAGAAAAUUUAUCGCCGAAAGGUUUCCAUCUCUUUUAAAAGUGUGGGAUGAUAACAAAAUCAACAAAAUGCCAAUUGCUGCUGCAAUAAGAUAUCUUGUCCUGUAUGAAUUUGGCGGAUUCUAUGCCGACCUUGAUAUAGAAAGCAAGCGUCCUUUAGAUAACUUAACAACGAAAUAUGCUUGUAUAUUUCCGACAGAACCUUUUGAACAAAGUGUGUUUCGACUUCAUGUACCAUAUUUAUUCAGUAACGCUAUAAUGUUAUGUCGUCCAAAACACCCUUUUCUGAAACAAAUAAUCGACACGCUACACCAGUACCAGCCAAUGCUAAUGAGUAUAGAUACAGUAGGUCCAUCUUUUAUUACGUCUCAAUUUAUUCGAUAUAAUAACAUCACUGCCGACUAUGUUUACAAAGUGAAACAAUCAAACGAGAGUAACUCCCCUUACUUUUACAAAGGGGAAUUACCCGAAGAUGACGAGGAUGCUGUUUAUGUUCCAAAUACUCAAUACUUUAUCAAUUCAUUAAGCCAAGAAUGGAUGAACGAAAGGCAUUAUAAAAUGACAUGUGCAAAGUCAGGAACUAAAAGUAUUGUUGUGCAAAGAGCUUGUAAUGAAUUAACUCGUCGGCUGUCUCAGAAAAACAGAGAUAAGUAUGCAUUUACAGAUCAUCAUUGGGUUUUCUCUUGUAACCGAACACAAAAUAAACUAUUGCAUACUUAUAAGUCGUUAAAGGAAAGUGUAAACAAAUAUAUUGUUUAUUAAAAGGUUGAAAAUACGAAACCGUUCAUCCGCAAUAAAAUAUAAAAGAUCUAAGAUAAAUAAUGUAGAACAGAUGUUAUACUGUACAAACAAAAUGAAUCAUCUAUUACAGUAUGCAUCUAAUUAACUACGCAAAAGUAAAUCACUUGACACAUGCAAAAAAAAUCUUAAGACACUGCAUAUUAGAGGUUUCGCGGCAUUGUUUUAAUUUUUUUAUAACUGUUUACCAUGCGAAAAUAGCUGGUGAUAGUUCUUAAAUUUUGUAAAAGGUUUUACAUUUCAACAUUUAUAUUUCGAAGGUUUGUUUAAUAAAUGCACUUGUUGGUAAGGCUUUAUGGGUAGGGUAGUGUGUAGUAUUUCAUUCUUAAAUAGUAUAUGAUGGCACCAUUAACCGCGGGUGGGGCGGGGGGCGGUUGUACCUCUGUAUGCAGCUCGGCUGGGCGUACCAGAUGUUUUAAGCACUGGUAUUGGCAAUGAUGACCUCAAGGGGAGGCGUGCGGUCAUGACUGUUUGUUACAAUAAGGCUGUUAAUAUUAUUAUUGUCAUUUAUAAUAUUGUUGUAAUAACUAUUAUUAUUACAUGUAUUAUUGUGUACAACGCCAUCGAAUAUAUCACUGUAUAAAAUAGGCGUUUAAUCAAAUUAUUCAGUGCAGUGUAUUGAUAAUAAAAGAAAAGUUUGAACAUAACUAUGAAACACGUGUAAGCUUAUAUUAAAAGCGGGCAAGGAGUUUGAUUUAAUGUAACUGUUUGUAAUAACUGAAGGGAAAUUUCCAACAUAUACAAUUAGAAAGCAAAAAAAAAAACAACAA